UCAUCAAUAUUUUCUGCAUCUUAUGUAAUACAUCGAAUCUAUCAGACUUUAAUGUCCCAAGUUAGGAUUCAUGUCGCAGCUAAAACGUGUGGACAAAUGAUUAACAUAUUUACAAACAAUGUACCGUAUUUUCCGCACUAUAAGGCACACCUAAAAGCCUUUAAUUUUCUCAAAAGCCGACGGUGCGCUUUACAAUCCAGUGCGCCUUAUAUAUUGAUCAAUAUUGAGCCUUUUAAUGCAGCUCCAUCUAAUGGAUAGAUAAUGUAACCCCAGCCUCUACUGUAGCGUCUAUUCUAUGCGCCUUAUAAUGUGGUGCGCUUUAUAUAUGAAAAAAGUUUUAAAAUGGACCGUUCAUGGAAGGUGUGCCUUAUAAUGCGCUGCGUCUUAUAGAGCGGAAAAUACGGUAGAUAAAUUUGAAAUGUGUUAUAAACUGAGUUGCAGUAUUCGAUUUUAUAGCCUGUCACCAUGUAAAAAUGAAGACACAGAUCAAACCAUCAAAGUUUUACUAGUUAGGAAUAUAAAAAAAGUCAAAAUCAGCAGUUAACUGCAGUCAUAAGUUUUUAUAGAAAGUAGUGUUAAAAGGGUCAAGGUCAUUUGACAAAAAAUCCUUUGUCCUCGCAUAGCUAUCACUUCAUAAAAGGUAAUUAGACAGUGGGCUUGUUUCCUCUAAGUUUAUCUUCACUAGAAUAUGAUUAAGCAUAUAUCUAGAAUCAGAUUACCAAAGAAAAUGGCCAUGACAUGAAACAUAUCAGAACAGUGUUCAAAUUAAAAACAUCCCUUAUGAGGAAAACGAAAGAUAAAUCCUAGAUGGGCUAGAUCAAGAUUAGAUAAGACACGAAGCUACUUGCAUGUAGUAUUUUACUAACCACUUUGUCACGCUAUUCACGGGAAUCCAUACAUGCACAUUUUGUACGAGUUCCUCGAGUAAAUAAGGGCUUUUUGUUGGAUCCAAUCUUUUUAUGUAGUUGUUCACAUUACAACGAAAAUGUGACUUCUACACUGGUCAAAGUGAAUCAGUGAUUUCACAUGCAUGUGCACAAAACAGGACAUAGAAUUACUCAUGCACAUUAACACGAGGUGCUGUCUUUUCGUGAGUAAAUAUGGUCCUUCCCAUCGGUGUUGUCAUGAGGCAUUUAUGGCAAUUUCAAGGAUUUUGUGCAACUGCAGAGAACAUUUUUAUUAUAUUUAUCACUUCUAAAGCCUUUUUAAUUUUCAGCAUUGACUGUUUUCUGCUCCUUUUUCUGCUGUUGCCUUUGUGGCAUGUCUGUUUUGUUUAACAAUUAUGUUUGAUGGCAUAUAGUUUAAAAAAAAGCACGACUUGAGAGUCCAUAUUGCAUUCGCAUCAGACACAAAUCUCAUUUAUCUGGCAUAUCUCAAGAACUGGUUUGGAUAUGACACUAUAAUUGCAAAAAAAUCUGAUACAUCACACUGGGCAAAAAAAUCUGAAUUGACCUGCUAUAUAAGUAUAACCGUUUGAUUGGCCACUUCUAAACCUUCAUUUUUGUUUUCAUUUUUUUUUCAUGCCAUUCAAAAGUUGACCUGAUGGUGUGUUUUGGAUCAUAGCGCUGCCGAAAAAUCAAACAUCCUCCUUCAGGAUAUUUUGAAAUAGAGGAGAUUUCAAUGAGGUGCCUCAGACCAUCACAUUAUACAACCCUCAAAACAGUAUACGGCCAGAGAAUGUUAUGAAGAUUAGAUGUCAAAAUUUGUUGAUAAGCAAGAGUAUUUAAUCAGAAAUUAAACUGGGAAGGCCAUCACAUCCUUUUUACAUUUAGUUGACUCUCAAUAUUGAUUGGAUCGUAUUGAAACUGACAAGCUAUGUUUGCAUCAGGUAGAAGGAGCUGCCCAAUAAAUCCAAAUUUAGCAUGCAAAACUUGCUAGGGUUGAGGUUAUGUUCACUGAGUGUAUGGCUCCAAUGAGUGAGUCACAAUUUCUCUUCUUUUUUGGAAUUGCAUAAUUCAGACUUUCCCUCAUCUCAAUGUUAACUUGGUUUGAGUAUUCUCAUAACCUCCUUGCUUAACUCUGCCAACAGAAUUGGCUUACUUCCCCUGUUAAAUAUGAAGUUAUCUUUUUCAAUCAAUGGUUAAAACAAAAAUACUAAUUCAGUUGGACAUACUGUGCUGUAUGAUAAAUUAGUCCUCCGCAAGACCUCAGAAGUCAGUGACAUGCCUGGUAGGCCAGCCAUGCACUGUGUGAACCCUCUUUACUGAAAUGCAUAUACAGUAUACUUAAUCCCAUGAUUGUCAGGUUUAUAAUCAGAUAUGUACUGGUCAUGUCACAGCAUUUUGUGUUUUACUUUCAUUUACAUCAGUUAACAACACUUUUUUAAUGUGGUCCUUGUUUGUGCAUAUUAUAUAAUGUGUACUUUAUUGAGGGCAAGCAUAAUUUCUUCAGAGGACACUGUAAUUCAUACUUUAACUGUCAAUAAAGUUUUAAGAGGCCAAAGAGCAUUUUAAAGAAUGACGGUGCAAUCACAUUUUAAAAAAUGAUUAUUUUAUGUGCACGUGCUUUGAACACCGACCCCAUAAAAUUUAACAAUGGUUAAUUUUUUUCCCACGCAAUUCUUUUUCCUACUAUUAUUUGGCAGUUGCCAGCAGGGGAUAAAGAGUAGUGGGCCGGGCUAUUUGGUCACCAUCAUCUUAUUGGAUAGUUUAGAGAACAGGAAAUGAUCCACUUCACUAAAAUCCCGGAACUAUGGGCUAUCGAGGACACGCAUUCAGUUGUCUCUCAAAGUUGACUGGGCACAGAUAAUUAUCUUCUGCCGUCAAAUUUCCAAUAUGUCUACCGUCAUGGGAACAACUGCUGAACCUCCUGCUGUCUGCCUCUCAGAAUCCACCAUCUGCUCUGGUGCUAACUGCCUUGUUCCAACCAGUGACUUUAAUGCAUUGCUGGGUCUAGUAUUGAGCACUGUGCUCACUAUCAUGCUCGCUAUGGUCAUGUUUUCCAUGGGUUGCACUGUGGAUGCCCAAAAACUUUGGGGACACGUGAAGAGACCAUGGGGCAUCAUUAUUGGUUUUCUCUGCCAAUUUGGCAUUAUGCCUUUUACCGCCUUUGCCUUGUCAAUUGCUUUCAAUGUGUUACCUGUUCAGGCCAUUGUCAUAAUUAUCAUGGGUUGCUGUCCUGGAGGCUCCGGUUCCAAUAUUAUUUGCUACUGGCUAGAUGGAGACAUGGACCUAAGUAUCAGUAUGACAGCCUGCUCCUCCAUUGUGGCUUUGGGAAUGAUGCCACUAUGUCUUAUCAUAUACACCUCUAUCUGGACUUCUACAGACACCAUCCAAAUCCCAUACGACAGUAUUGGUAUCACGCUUGUGGCACUCCUUGUCCCAAUUGGUGUUGGAAUGUAUGUUAAACGUAAAUGGCCCCACUUGGCUAAAAAGAUCCUCAAGGUUGGGUCCAUUACUGGCUUUGGUCUCAUUAUCAUCAUUGCUGUGGUUGGUGGAAUUCUUUACCAGUCUUCCUGGACCAUUGCCCCUUCCCUUUGGAUAAUCGGAACUAUCUACCCCUUUAUUGGUUUUGGCCUGGGUUUCCUUCUAGCCCGCUGUGUGGGUCAACCAUGGUACAGGUGUCGAACAAUUGCUUUAGAAACUGGUUUUCAGAACUCUCAGUUGUGUAGCACCAUUGUCCAGCUCUCCUUCAGUCCCGCUGAACUGGAGGUCAUGUUUGCAUUCCCCCUUAUCUACAGCAUCUUUCAACUGGUGGUGGCUGUUCUCUUUGUAGGAGGAUACCAAGUGUAUAAAAAGUCAUGUGGCCUGGGAUCAGUUGAAACAGACAGUGACUCUCCCUCAUUAGAAGAUGGCUAUGCAGAACGACCAAAAGAGAAGCGCUAUUAUGUGGAAAACACCGCUAUUGAGUUGAAUGAGGAUUGUGUUGAUAAAGCCAAGGCUGAUCAUUUUGACAAGAACACCCAGCUCUGAGAUUAUGCCUCUGAUGACUUUGUAUUUAACAAAAUGUUCUCCAGAAGCAGGGGAACACUGCUGAAAAACACACCACACUGCAGACAAGGGACAAUUUAAGUCUACAGUAUUUGAAAUUUUGAGGGAACCUCUUAUUAGCAGGUGGCCCAAAUGAAUGGUGAAUGUUAGUGUUUUUGUCAAGGUACAUUUUUCAUUCUCAGAAAAAAUGUCGCGGUGAUGUGAUCAGUGUAUGCUAAUUAUAAAGACUGAUCUCAGCUGCAAGCACACAGUAGUAAUAAGUCACAAAUGUGGCGAAGGCCAAAAUAUAGCAUAUACAGUAUAUAUACUAAAACUCAGCGAAAUGAGUAAAAUCAGUUUGCACAUAUAGUUAAAUAAACCUGUGUC
This is a messenger RNA of Syngnathoides biaculeatus (alligator pipefish), 4295 nucleotides long. It is a transcript of the gene slc10a2, whose product is annotated as solute carrier family 10 member 2. Gene Ontology annotation, molecular function: bile acid:sodium symporter activity. Gene Ontology annotation, cellular component: apical plasma membrane. The coding region runs from base 2775 to 3911 and encodes 378 amino acids. Gene Ontology annotation, biological process: bile acid and bile salt transport. The transcript has 6 exons. The record is from RefSeq and is a predicted model, not a curated record. NCBI's taxonomy places the organism in Eukaryota, Metazoa, Chordata, Actinopteri, Syngnathiformes, Syngnathidae.